Molecule: messenger RNA, 2205 nt
Organism: Wasmannia auropunctata (little fire ant)
Lineage: Eukaryota; Metazoa; Arthropoda; Insecta; Hymenoptera; Formicidae
Exons: 2
Coding region: 24-1250 (408 amino acids)
Source: RefSeq, a predicted model, not a curated record
CCCACCCAUAUGCACCGCAGGGAAUGCACUAUGCAGGGAUUCCUGAGAGAGUCAUUGUGCCGCUCGGGGCUUUCCCGGUUCCCCUCAGUCUUCGAGAGGCAAUCGUCGCGCAUAUGACGAAUCGAUGCCACGCAACGAAUAAGUUAAGAUCGGAUCCAACUGGAAUAUCGGUGCAUUCGCUGACGAAAAGGACGAGUGAGAGUGCUAAAUCCGUUUUAACGAGCAUUAAGAACAUCGGACAGAUGGAGAAUAAGAAAACGAAACCGGCCAAGAAGGUUCAUGCCAACGCGAUCGAAUCGAACGACCAGUAUGCAGCCUCGUACUUAAAAACCGGCAGCACCAGCGGUGUGAUGUAUCAGAUGAAGUUGUUAACCUGGGUCACAUGGAGGCUGAUGUGCCAGAACGAUCCAAAAAUCAGCAAUUGGCGGUUGGCUACGGAAGUAGCGAAUGCGCGUGGAUUUCACGAUUUGGUUUUGAAAUACACUACUAAUGAUACACUGAAGGGAGACGGAAGCACCUCCGAUCAAAAAUAUAUGUAUCGUUUCAUACAGAUCAAGCACAAGAGGUCCUUACAGAAGAACUCCAAUAUAAAUGCUAACUAUUUGACAUCCCAGAAUAAGUUGCAUCGUCUGGGCAGUCUGUUUUAUUUAUUCAAAUCCUACAUAAACAUGGUCUACAGCUACGAGAAGAUUACGCCUGAUCAAAUCGUGGAUCUAACGAUUUUUACAAACAUGACUAUGAGUGGAUUUAAGUUCUUGGUGCCAGUAGAGAAUGAUAAACUUUACAGUUUCGAGGGGAAGGGCAUAAGAUAUCGCAUUGACAUAAACGUAUUAAAAAAGGAGCCAGGAGUAAUGAUAGGCUUGUAUGGCAUUAUGAAUAAACAUAUUGGCUUUAUGAAAAAAAAUGGCAUAGCACUAGACGACAAUUUUAUACGUGGCUUUUUGAGAAAGUUGGUGUUCAUGGUACACCAGCCCUCCGAGUUCGAGUUGGAGGAAAUGAUCAUCGCGGAGAUGGGCAAGACUUUUAACACGCCGCAAAUUUUCUACGACAACUUAUACAGAAAUAUGAUCAAAUGGUUUCUCAUUUACGAGAAAAAAGACGGUGGCGGUACAGCGCCGUAUCUCACCGACGACUACGUAAUGAAGCACCUGAAGGAAACGCAGGAUCUCCUGUGGAAGGCGAAGAAGGAGGAAAUACUUGUCGAUACAGUUUCGACGUUGGCGGAUAAAUUGAAAUCGUUAUCUCUGUAAAGAGAUACAAUUCUCUCUCUUCGUUUGCACGCUCGUUCCUUUUAGAUAAUAUAAAGUAUAAUGCUUUACUUUUACGAUUUAUUAAAAGAAUGCGACUGAAGAAAAUUUUUUUAAUGUCUUGCGCAUCGUUUUGAUGUGUAGUUUGUCAAUGGUGAUAUAAGUCUUAAGUUUUACACUACAAACAUUGUUUUUUUAGUAAAAUGAUAUAUACAAGACUUAUGUAUUAUAGCCAUAAGUAUAAAGCACACUCAAUUUAUUGCUUUUUCUGGGAAAAUAAUUUUCUAAUAAAAGUCAAAGGAAAACUACUAAAAUAUUAAAAUUGUUAUAAAAACUAUUUUUUAAUUAAACUUUUUAAAAUUUCUUUUUGCUAAAUACAGAAUUUACGUCAGUUUGUGGGGGUGCUUUAAACUUAUGGCCAAAGCUGUAUUUAUAAUAUCAAAUAAUAGUUUUAAUAAAAAAAAGAACAUACAAGAAUUUUAUAGUGUACAGAUAUGCAGUAUCAUGUCGGCAAUAUUAUAAAAUAGCAAAUCAGCGUCUAUUAGAUACAUGUUCAAUUGAAUUGAUUUUUGCCGAGUAGAUAUCAUGUGUAUCGCACAUAAAAAUUUAUUUUUAAUUUCACCAAUGCCAAUUUAAACUCUAAGAACUAUAAAAUAUAAUAGUAAUAUAAUAUAAAUUAUUUUAAAAACUUAAAACUAUAGUAAUUUUAAUUUUUUUAAUUUUUAAUUAAAUCUUUUUCUUAUUAUCUUUUUAAGAAUUCAAUUGCAUGAUUUAAUAAUUGAACUACAGAUUGCAGAACGUUUACUUUGCGAAUUUAUACGAUAAAUCGAAGGGAUUUUUUGUUAUAUUCAAGAAGUUAAAUAAGAAUAAUUGUUCGAUAGUGACAAGGCCUUAGUAUAUGUUCUAAGGACAAGGCAUAAAAGGAAAUAAAAGAUGAUCAUACAUUGAUUCCAUUGCA